AUGAAUACUAGUAGAUGAGAGGAUAAAUGAAACAAAAAUUAACAAGAGCGAAGCGUUACACAAAAUGUGUAUAAUGUCACACGCGAGAUUACAAUGAUAAUUAGAGCUUUCCAGUAAUGUCAUGAUAGGGGAGUUGUCUAGUUCAGGUAAUGUGUGAUUACCUCAAACACUCAUUCGUUUACGAACAUUCUGUGAGAAACAUCGAAUUUCUGAAAUCGAGAUGAAGAUCAAAAGCAAAGAUAGUGCUCUAGGGAAAAAAGGCCUUUCAAGCUACAUUCCAGCAGGAAGCGUAAAACUCCAUUUUCAAGAAUAUUGUCAAAGUUCGACGAUACACGGAGUCAGAUACUUCGGGGAAGAUAAUCGUCCCGUUGCUGAAAGAUUAUCCUGGAUAUCGUUAUUCUUGAUAUGUAUGGGCUUGAAUGCGUACCUGAUCCAGCAAGUUUGGCAAAAAUGGAACGAAUCACCUGUCAUAGUGGCAUUUGCAGAAACAACUACUCCAAUAUGGAAUGUUCCUUUUCCUGCAAUCACUAUCUGCAGCGAAGUCAAGUCGAGAGCAACAGUCUUCAACUUUUCUGAAGCUCUCUUUUCUGAAGGCGGAAAUGAAACUGACUAUUUAAUUGAUAAACAAAAAGGAGAUGUAUCAUUACUAUGUGACGAUCAUGUUGUUUGCGACGGUGAUGAUUAUGCUGAUGAUUCAACAAUGGAGUUCUUAGAGGAGGUAGCUCCACCAUUUUUUGACACUAUUUUUCUAUGUAAGUGGAACAAUACCGUAUCUGAAAACUGUAGUGAUAUAUUUACAAAAAUAGUUACAGAUGAAGGAAUUUGUUACACCUUUAAUAUGCUUGAUAAAAAAGAUCUAUUCCGAGAUGAUGUGAAAACAUAUUCUGAGAGUGAUAACUUGCGAGUACAAGGUUGGUCUCAGGAUGAAGGAUACACUCCUGAAGCUCUGUUAAAAACAUAUCCCAAUAGAGCGCUAUUUUCUGGUACUGCAGGUGGCAUAUUUAUUGUAUUAAAAGCAGAUCGUAAUGACGCAGACUACUUCUGUAAGGGGCCAGUUCAAGGGUUUAAGAUGCUUUUACACAAUCCAGCUGAGUUUCCUAUGGUAAGAGAGCGAUAUCUGCGGGUUCCUUUGGGGCAGGAGGUUAUAGCUAUGAUUCAACCGAGCAUAAUGACAACCAGUAAAAGCUUACGAUCGUAUUCUCCUGAACAGAGGCACUGUUACUUUCCAUCAGAAAGAUAUUUAACCUUUUUUAAAAUUUACAAUCAAGCAAACUGUGAAUUGGAAUGCCUUACGAACUACACUUUGAAAGCAUGUGAUUGCGUUGCUCUCCAUAUGCCUCGAAAAGGAGAUACAAAGAUUUGUGGCCCAGGGAAGAAACGAUGUAUGGUAGAAGCUGCCCAUAAUCUCCGUUUAAGUAGAAUAGUUUCAGAAGACAAAUAUGACCUAACAAAAUGUAACUGCCUGCCUGCUUGUACUUCAACUAUAUACAGUGCUGAAUCUUCUCAAGCAGAAUUUGCAUUUCUUUCUGUUGUCAAUGUAUAUGGUGACAAUGUCACUGAAUAUGCAGCGUAUGAUGCAUCCCGAACAUCAAUUUUCUUCAAAGAUGUGCAGUUCACAACAAGUCGUAGGAAUGAGCUUUAUGGAGUUGUUGAUUUCCUAGCUAAUGUUGGAGGUUUAUUAGGUCUAUUUUGUGGAGUGAGUAUUCUCAGCUUUGUCGAACUGUUGUAUUACAUGACCUUACGCUUUUGGGGAAAUAUAAAAGCCUUUAAAAAAGCCAAAAAGAAAAACGAAGAAGUUUAAGGCACUUAGUCUGAAGAUCCAAGGAUAAAAGUAAAUUAAAUCGAAAUAAUAUUCAGAAGCAAAUUUUCAUAUUCUACUUGAUCUAAGUUACGAGCUAAAAUUAUUUGUCAAAAUUAAGAUAAAUGAUGAAUAUGACAUAAUACAUACUAUGAACAAAAAUAAUAUUAGACAAAUACUUAUUGAAAAAAAAAAAAAAAUUGCCAAGAAUGAACAUUUUUUUCCUUGAAACUUGUUUAAUAUGUAUUAUUUUGAGCUUUAUUGAGUUUACAAAAUAAAUAAUAUUAAAAAUUAAUUGUAUUUUCAUGUUUGAUAAUAAAAUAAAAUAUUGUUUUAGUUGUAUCAGUUACAAGUGGUCUAUCAAUGUACAUGCUUUAGAAUUAAAUUGUAAUAAACAAAAAAUACUGACUUUCAAGAAUUUUAUUUAAAACACCCUAAAUAGCCUAGCUGUAGCGGAUCUUGGACUUAAUGUUGGGGGUAUUCAUCCCAAAAGAUUUUUUUAUUAUU
Molecule: messenger RNA, 2305 nt
Organism: Nezara viridula (southern green stink bug)
Lineage: Eukaryota; Metazoa; Arthropoda; Insecta; Hemiptera; Pentatomidae
Source: the annotation of a GenBank genome assembly